GGAGGCGGCGGGCGCAGGGAUCAGCCUCGUCGCCCUCGGCCUUGGCCUUGUUCCCCUUGGCCCGGCGUGACCCUCGCGCUGCUCCUGUCGCGAUAUUGUCACGAGAACGCAGUGGGAUCCAUCCGGCUGCAGCAGGCAUGAGGAUAAACAGGGGCUGGACAGCAGCCAGGGGGAGGCUGGGUUGCAAAAACAGAGUCGAGAGUUCAGCUUGAAACUGAGAGUUUCCUCUUUGUGUGUUUUCCGCUCUGGAUUUCCCCCUGCGCCGGUUGCCACCACAGGGAGGCUGAGCGCUGAGGGACCAGGCUCCGUGGAAAAGCCUGAGCUCCCAUGGAAAAGCCUGAGCUCCUAUGGAAAAGCUGAGCAUUGCCAGCAGCCCUGCACUCCAGUUAAGCGUCUCUCUCUCAGCAGGUGCUGAGCCAGGAUGGGCUUUGCUGAAGAGAAAGUGUACGACUACAUUAUGAGAAACCUCAGGAAUUUCAGGAACAUCCGUGUGGCGACGCUGGCUGAUUCCCUGAGCUGCCUCACUGAUGCUGACAGAGAUGAGCUCCAUGCCCGGGAGGAAGCACGAGGCAGCCAGGCCACUGUCUACAAGUUCUAUCAGUACCUGAAGUGCCGGCAGGGCUGGGUGAGGGACCUCAUCGAGGCGCUGCGCCAGAACAACGCCGGGGACCUGGCAGAUGAGCUGCAGCACGUGUAUGACUCCUGGCAACCCUGUCCCCCAGCUCCCCCAGCUGCCUCCUCCCCUCCUGCAGCCAGCAAUGCCCGUCCCACUGUCACCUCCACCGCGGUCCAGACACUGUCCCCAGCUCCCGACCCUGCUCCGGGUGUCCCUUUGGCUGAGCAGCCACACCAAGACCUGCCCGGUGCUGCCACCACCACAAGCACGGACCUGGAUGCCAGGAUACCAUUGCAGGAAUCACUCCCCAAAAUCCUGCAGCAAGAGACGCCCCAGCUGCCCCUGCCUAGGAGCACAACCCAUGAUGGAGUGAGCACUGGGCACAGCGCUGAGGGGUAUCACUGUCACCCCACUGAGGACAUGCAGGCACCAGUGGGGACCCCUGGGACAGGCACCAUGUCUGUGCCUUCAGCUGUGCCCAGCGAGUGUGGCCGGGACUGGCUGAGCCGCCCACAGCACCCGGUGUGUGUGGACAACGGAUGCUUUGGAAAUGCCAACCACCUCCAUCGUGGUAUACCAGGCUUGGGCCUGGGCAGGUCUCAUCCAUCACGGGAUGCAGAGGCUGCUCACAGCCCCCGGCAGCCCAGGAAUGAGCCCCAGGAGGACUCAUACGUCUCCAUUGAGUCACCCCCGAAACUGGAGGAGGCCACUCGCAGCGGGGAGAUGCAGCCCCUGAAGUCGCUGCCCCAAAACCAGGCUGUGUCUGUCCCAGAGCAUGGUGAGCACCUGGGAAGCUUUGUGGAUGUGCACAGCCCCCUCCUGGUACAGCAGCAGUUUGAUGCAGAGCAGAAGCUGGUCAGGAUGCUGGGAGAGCACGGAGGAGAUGGAGCAAACACUUGGACGCACUGUAUGCCCAGAGACACUUCCCCAUCCUGUGACAGCUCUGUGAAGCCUGGACAAGAGAAUAAAAUGCCCAUGGGGGUGACAGCCACCAGCACCCCUUCCAUGCCACUGAAGGAGCACGUGCUCCCGGCCUCUGCGGACCAUCUCCUGGACACAGCUGCUGCAGGAAGCAUAUCUGGGAGGGCAUCCCACCGGGUGAGCUCUGCCACCACCAUCUGGACAUCCUGCAGCAAUGUGGAGGGGGACGUGGAGCCCAGCAAGCUGGGUGUCCUCCUCUCCAUGGCUGGGGACAGCCCAGAAGCAAGUGGCAGAUGCCUCAGUGGCCCCUGUUCCAGUGUGUCCAGCAGCCUCACCUUCAGGAGUGACCCUCUCUUGAUAAGCACAGGGAGCUCCAGCUCAGGAGAAGCACUGCCCAGAGUCUCAUUAGGAUGCCCAGCACCAGAACCUGGGGAAGAGGCAUCAGCUGGAGCAAGCAGAGACUCUCAUCCACUUCCAAGCUGGAGCAGCACCCAUGAGGUCUACGUGGAGCAUCACCCCAGCGUCCAGCUUGCGGCUGGCAACGACUUCCAAGACAGAGCCAAUCCCACUGGAAACUUAGGUUUUAACUCUGUGACCAGGUUGUCUCAGGGCAGUGACCUCUCAAGUGACAGCAACUGGCCAUCCCGGUCAUACCUCAUCCCAACUGUGGGCAUCGCUGCGAUUUCAGUGCUGGCAUUCCUGGUGUGCACUCGAUGGCAGAAGUGAGGGUCACUCAGCAGGUCCUCUUCACGGCAGGGAUUUGGCCAACACAUCUGAAGCCUAAGGAGCAGCAGCGGGGAUGGUAGGGAUGUUGUUAAAUCUAUUUCUGGAAGGUUCUGCUGGAAGAGGCCUUCAUUGGAUGAUGCUGUUGGGUUCUGGUCUGUUCCUCCUGUUUCCCAACCAUAUUCUCAUCUGUAGCCUUCUCCUUUUACACCCGUAGGGAGGGUCUUGCUCAGGGAGUGAUCCCUUAAGUGAAAAAUGAAAGGCCUCAUGGUGAUGCUCCACAUCUUCCUUGUUUGGUCCCAGGGAAAUGUGUCCUGGUGGUUCAAAGGGUGACCCGCCUUGCCCGUGGUCCCUCCACGCAGUGUGUAAAAGUGGACCCGAUUCUGUUGGUUUUGGUCUUCCUAGCUUAAAAACAAGCCUGAGGGUCUGUGCAGUGGCCUUCACCAGGUGCCUCAUGUUGAAUUUGCCUUACUGAUAUCUCUGGCUCUGCUGCAGGGACCUUUGCUUGUCUCUGCUGGGGAUGAAGCUGAGGGUCAGAAAAGAGCCACAUCUAACCAGCUUUGUAUCAUAGCAUUAUAUCAUAGAAUGGUUUGGGCUGGAAAGGACCUUAAAGCUCCUCCAGCUCCAGCCCCUGCCACAGGCAGGGACACCUUCCACUAGAGCAGCUUGCUCCAAGCCCCUGUGUCCAACCUGGCCUUGAACACUGCCAGGGAUGGGGCAGCCACAGCUUCUCUGGGCACCCUGUGCCAGCGCCUCAGCACCCUCACAGGGAAGAGCUUCUGCCUAAGAGCUCAUCUCAGUCUCCCCUCUGGCAGGUUCAAGCCAUUCCCCUUGGCCUGUCCCUAAAGGCCCUUGUCCCAAGCCCCUCUCCAGGUUUCCUGUAGCCCGUUUAGGCACUGGAGCUGCUCUAAGGUCUCCCUGGAGCCUUCUCCAGGCUGAACAAGCCCAGCGUGUGGAUGUAGUGCUUUGGGACACGGGUUAGUGGUGGCCUUGGCAGUGCUGUGUUAACACUUGGACUUGAUCUUAAAGGUCCGUUUCAACUUGGUUGAUUCUAUGAUUCUCCACAUGCUUUCUGCAUGAUUUGAGGACACCUAUGAGAUCCCAAACCGGCAGCAUCUGUACCAGGGCCCUUUUCUCUGCUGCUUUACUUGCCUGUAACAUCCUUCACAUAUUUUCCUGCUACUUCUCAGUAGUGCCUGUUGCCUCUUCACAUCAGAUCACUUGUGAAACACUGGAUUUGUCACUCCUUAGGUUCAGUUUUCUGCUGUGAAGUGCUGGCAUCUUCGCAGUUAAUGUAGCACUUUAAGCAUCCUCAGCAGGUGAAUCUGCAGGAGGGAACUUGAACUCGUGUCCUUGACACCUUCAACAAAGACAAAAAGCUUUUUACUAACUGUAAUAAAACCAUUUGUCACUUCACAGUC
Messenger RNA from Pezoporus occidentalis (night parrot), 3681 nucleotides. It is a transcript of the gene MAVS, whose product is annotated as mitochondrial antiviral signaling protein. The record is from RefSeq and is a predicted model, not a curated record. The transcript is spliced from 7 exons. Bases 422 to 2263 code for a protein of 613 amino acids. Lineage: Eukaryota; Metazoa; Chordata; Aves; Psittaciformes; Psittacidae.